UAAUUCCUUUCUCUCCUUCUUCUUGCCUUCCUUUACUCUAUCUCCACGUCUCUCCGCAGUCCUCUCUCUUAGAAAAUGUUAUCCGGUUUUUGAUUUUUUCCAGAAGGGUUUUUAGGUUAAAGGAUAGUAGUCUUGUUUUUGUUUCAGAAAGGGCUUUACUUUCUUCAUCGAUUGCUACAUUCCUUGGGUGAAGUUGCAGAAAGGAAAGAGCUAUGGCGAAGUGCAGGCCCUUGGGGUUCUUGAUUAGCUUGCCUUUUGCAUUGCUUUCAUUGAUUCUAAGCCUUGUCGGUGCCGUUGUUUGGGUCAUCGGGUCUUUCUUGAGCUGCAUUUGCCCUUGUUGCAUUUGUUGCACUGGAUUGGUGAAUAUGGCUGUAAGUCUGGUGAAGCUGCCUGUGAAGAUCAUCAGAUGGUUUACUGAUCAGAUACCUUGCUGAUGAUUCUUGGUAUUCUUGGCGCUUUCCUUAGCUCAUUUUGGGAACCACGGGGACAUUGGUGUGACCACUUUAUAUAUAUAUAUAUAUAUAUAUAUAUAUAUUUACUGAUUAGCUAAAUCAGCAUAAGGUAGAGCCAAGAAUGCUGUUCUUCUUAUUAAGAGUUUCAUUCCUUGAAUCCACUCAUGCACAGCAUCAGAGUUGUUUGGAUAUAUCCGCAGUAGCAAUAAACAGCUUUUAGCGACUUGAUUGUAAUUGCUUCAUGGCAUAAAUGUUCUACUUGAAGAUCUAAAGUGUUAGCGCCAUCAAGUUGGUAUGAAUUUAUUUUGUUAAA
Coffea arabica (coffee) is the source of this 765-nucleotide messenger RNA. RefSeq names its product signaling peptide TAXIMIN 2. The record is from RefSeq and is a predicted model, not a curated record. NCBI's taxonomy places the organism in Eukaryota, Viridiplantae, Streptophyta, Magnoliopsida, Gentianales, Rubiaceae.